Pecten maximus is the source of this 10543-nucleotide messenger RNA. RefSeq names its product double-stranded RNA-specific adenosine deaminase-like. The transcript has 10 exons. Gene Ontology annotation, biological process: RNA processing; adenosine to inosine editing. Bases 3 to 3548 code for a protein of 1181 amino acids. Gene Ontology annotation, cellular component: cytoplasm; nucleolus. The record is from RefSeq and is a predicted model, not a curated record. Lineage: Eukaryota; Metazoa; Mollusca; Bivalvia; Pectinida; Pectinidae. Gene Ontology annotation, molecular function: tRNA-specific adenosine deaminase activity; double-stranded RNA binding; double-stranded RNA adenosine deaminase activity.
AUAUGGUGACAAGGAUAUUGCAGCACAUACAGAAACAGAAGAACCAGACAUGCAAGACCGCGGAUUUACUUCAUGCUUUACGUGGCAAGAAAAAGACUUUAAAUGUGGAAUUAUAUAGACUACAGAGGCAGGGAGUUAUUAGAAAAAUACAAAAUGUUCCGCCUGUCUGGCAAAUGCAGGAUGCUCGGCCUUCGCACUCCGUGAUCAUGACCGGCCCAUCGAUGAUGCAGAGGAAUCGUCAGCACGAUGGUGUCUCGAGGGGUAGGGGGAGAGGACGAGGACGAGGAAGGGGAGUUAUUCGUGGACUUAAACGUGGAUUUAACUCUCAAAAUAGAAAUUCAUUCAAGAACAGUAGGCCAGUGGAUCCGGAAUCUAUAAGAGCUAUUCUGACCUUUCUACACACACAAAGAUCACCUGUCAAAGCUGCCGAUAUUGCAAAGUCACUUGGACUGUCCACUUCAUCUGAAGUUAAUCCUUUAUUGUACUGGAUGUUACACAAUGGACAAAUCCUUCAAGCAUCUAAGCAGCCAGUGUUGUGGACGGCACAACUUUAUGGGGAUCCAUCUGGUGUCACCAACAUCGAGACCCAGAGUGGGCCUUCAUUCAAUCCAGCUGAAUUUAAUUCAGAAGAAAUGUUCAGCAAUAUUGGUGAUGUUCAUUUAAAACUAGAGGAACCGUCUUUGCAGGAUACACCUCAGUCAUCUGGACAAUUUCUUGGUGCGAGCCAUCAAGGAUUAACAAUGUCUCCAAGCCGCAGUGAAGCAUCUUGGCCUUUUGGUAAUGACAGAAGUAGAAUGGAAAAUACUUCUGAUAGUGAGAGUGAGAAAAUGCAAGUGGAAGUUAAAUUAGAGCCUGAUGAAAGUGAAAAUGAUAUGAUGGUUAGUUGUUCAAGUGAUGAAAACAUUGGUAAAAGGGUUGAUGAAACUUCACCAACAGAUAAAAGAGGUGGUGUACAUGAUUGGACAAGUAGCCCAGAUAGAGUUGUGAUAAAACAGGGCAUAUCUCCAGGUAGUUGUACACCUGAGGUGAAAUCCGAGCCAAAAACAGCUUUCUCAGACGUAGACAAGUUAUUACAAACUCUGCUUGGAUGUCCAAUGAAAAUGGCAAAGAGUUUUGUGUUAGUACAUAAGAUGAAAAUUUCACAAGAAGAAGUCUCGGAAAUAAUUCAAGAGGCGAGGAGGUUGAAGUAUGUUAGAGACCAAGACGAAGUUUAUGUGUUGGACAAAAAGGGAGAGGAGUACAUUCGUGGUAAGUUAAUCAACUGCGGUGACGAGGAACAAGUUCAGAUCGGCUCCAAUAGACCAAACCUAAAUCCGCCACCGAAACGUGUGCCAUCUACAGGAAAACCAUUAAACCCGUUUGAGAUCUUAGGCCGAAUGGCACAUCCUUCAUCUGUGGGCAAUCGUUUGCCUUUCAAUGCUAAUACAGGUGUAGGGAUAGCAGAACCACGUAUGCUGAGUUUGCAACCAAUCAGGUGUACAGUAAACAAUUCAAUGUCGGUAGCAGGAUCUUGUCAGCCAAUGAAAGUUAACCAAACGGACUCUCUCAUAUCAAGACUGAUGAAAAUAUCGCAGUCGGAUACUGCACAACUCAAAUCAUCCUCAUCCUCAUCCUCAUUCUCAUUGCCACAUUCAUCACCUCAGACAUCUUCAUCCCCAUUUUCAUCUUAUCAGACACAAACACAAUCACCAUUCACAUCAUCUGAAACCUCCUCCCAGCAGUCCAGAGUUCAGCAAGGACCAGUACCUUUGAGACAGCCCACUCCACAGGGUAUGUCUCAGGGAUUUAAACUUCCUCCGGCUCCACUGGAGAUUGUUCGUCAGCAACUCAAACAGACUGAAAUCUCACCUUUAAGGGAUGCAUCUUCACCGAUAGAUUCAGGCCUUGCAAAUGCUGGCAUGCAGAAACUCCUGAAUGCCAGUUCCCAAAAUGCAAGAGCAUCUCCGCUAUUCCUAGGCAGGGGAGGUAACUCUUCUCAAGAAAUGUCCCAAUUACAGGGCCAACAACCACAUUCCUUACCAGUGACGGGAAAUUUCGCUAGUCCUCCUUCACUGUCGGGGCCACAAAGCCUCAGUCUUGACUUCUCUACAGAGAGUUUUGCUGCCCUCAACAAAAAUCCAGUCAGUGCUUUGAUGGAAUAUGCCCAGUCAAGGCACAAGGUUGCCAGGAUAGAAGUCAUCCGCCAGUCCGGCCCUUCUCACCGUCCAAAGUUUCAGAUGGGAGUGUUUAUCGGUAACGAACAGCUGUCGACUGUGACGUGUACCAACAAAAAAGAUGGCAGGAAAGAAGCGGCAGAUAUGGCACUCCGGGCUCUAAUCGUGGAAGGAAAAUAUAACACAGAAAAAAUUCCAACCAAGAAUGUCGUCCCUGCAUCACAGAUGACUCACUUUGACCGUGUGGCCGCCCUGACUCACCAGCACUUCAAUUCCCUUGUGGCCACCAUAGCUGACAACUUUGCUGGCCGUAAGGUCAUUGCCGGGCUUGUGAUGAAGACAUCUGAUGCUGACCUUGGCACUGUCAUAUCCAUAGGAACAGGUAACAGAUGUAUAACUGGUCAGCAGCUGAGUCUGGAGGGAAACACGGUCAACGACUCUCACGCUGAAAUCAUCACUCGUCGGGGCUUCAUUAGGUUCCUGUAUAAAAAGUUGCUGACCUUUGAACCCAAUGGCCCUAAUGGUUUCUUCGUGAAGUCACCGUCAGGAAAGCUAAAGAUAAGGGAUGGUAUAACUUUCCACCUUUAUAUUUCUACUGCACCAUGUGGGGAUGGUGCUCUCUUCUCUCCCAGGGAUUCUGCCUCCAACAAUACUCCAUUAGAGACAUUGAAAGACAGGACCCACCAUCCAACAUUCACCAGCCAGGUACAGGGGCUACUCCGCACCAAGAUGGAGGGAGGGGAGGGAACCAUUCCAGUUGAACCAGACUUCACCGUACAGACAUUUGACGGAAUCCAGAGAGGCGAGAGGCUGCGGACCAUGUCCUGUACAGACAAAAUUUGUCGAUGGAAUGUCGUUGGUAUGCAGGGAGCUCUUCUCAGUCACUUUUUAGAACCCGUCUACCUAGAUUCUCUAACACUCGGAUUUCUAUUUGACCCUGGUCAUCUGGCCCGAGCUGUAUGCUGCCGUGUGAAUCGCGGUGACAUGGACAUCAAUACAAUGCUGCCUCAGGGCUACCAGCUGAAUCACCCGUGGUUAGGGCGCGUAACUGCUGUGGAGCCAUCCCGCGAGACACAGAAAACGAAGGCUCUCAGCAUCAACUGGUGCUACGGAGACGACAAGCCAGAGGUUACAGAUGGAACACAGGGCCUGUGUUACACAAGUAUCGAGAAAGCAUUAUUCUCUCGUUGUACCAAGAAGAACUUGUAUGACAGUUUUAAACAAGUGUGUAAAAAGUUCGGACAUCAGGAGCUUUUACAGUACAAAACAUACAAUCAGGCCAAAAUGGCUGCCACAGACUUCCAGCAAGCAAAUAAGUUGAUGCUGAAGAAAAUGACGGAAAACAGUUAUGGCACCUGGGUAUCUAAACCUGUCGAAGAAGAAAUGUUCAGCUGAUUACGCCAAACAGAAUCCCACGACCUGUGGGAAACUAUGGAAGAUUUCUAGCAGGUAACUAACGGUUACUGGAGUUUAAAGUAGGCUCCUCAUAGUUACCAAAGCUUGCAAGUGAGUAACUCCUGGUUACCAAAGCUCUCCAUUGGGUAGCACAUGGUUACUGACUCUUUGAGGUACCUAGCUAAUGGAGUUGUAAGGAUAUUAGUUAAGUGCCUACUGGCUUGCUAAAUUCAACAUCUUCCUUCAGUUGCUGAAGCUCUGUAGUAGGUACCCAUGGUUACUGAAGAUUUCUAGUGUGUAACCCAUGGUUACCAAAGUUUUCCAGUGAGUAACUCUUGUUACUGAAGUUUUUCAGUAACACAUGGUUACCAAAGAUCGAUGUCCAGCGAGUAACCCCAUUGUUACCAAAGAUUUUCAGUGAGUAACCCCAUGGUUACCAAAGCUUUCCUGUGAGUAACCCCAUGGUUACCGAAGCUUUCCAGUGAGUAACCCCAUGGUUACCGAAGCUUUCCAGUGAGUAACCCAUGGUUACCAAAGUUUUCCAGUGAGUAACCCCAUGGUUACCGAAACUUUCCAGUGAGUAACCCCAUGGUUACCAAAGCUUUCCAGUGAGUAACCCCAUGGUAACUAAAGCUUUCCAGCGAGUAACCCCAUGGUUACCGAAACUUUCCAGCAAGUAACCCCAUGGUUACCGAAACUUUCCAGCGAGUAACCCCAUGGCUACUGAAGUUUUCCAGUGAGUAACCCCAUGGCUACUGAAGUUUUCCAGCGAGUAACCCAUGGUUACGCAAGUUUUCCAGUGGUUACUCUAGAUAUGAUCACGUAAUACUUGUCACAUGAGACAUCCAGUUCUCCAGCACAUGACUCAUCGUUACAAAAGUUGUCAUUUGGAGAAUUGGAAUGCUAACCAGAAACCCUGUUUCUAACGUUAAAAUAAAUGACAUUCACUGUGGUGUAAAAACUGUGAAUUCACCACAUUCUAGUGAGAUGAGAAUUUGAAUACUCCUACCCCAGUAGCAGGUCAAUCUGUGUUGACCAAACUUAUAUUUGCUACCAUAUUUAUCCUGCAAUAAGCCCAUGCCCGGUAACAAGACCAGCCACAUACAUUGUAUAUAGUUCACUAUAGAUCGAAAUGCUGACAAAUGCUGUAUCUUUGUCUUGAAAUUUAAAAGCCGACACCCCAACCCACCUUUAAAACUUAGAUUUUCAAAGAUUUGAUAUGCAUUUUCUCCUGGGCUUAAUGCAGGAUAAAUAUGGUUAUAUUUCAAACUCAAUUUAUACAACAGUGGCACUAUUAGUUUUGUUUAUGAAAAUACGAUAUAGUUGAUCAUUCUGUAAUUAUCUGUCAAAUUAUAUUUUGAUGUUCAUCUCGUUAUUGUUGCAAUGUACAGAUCAUUAAUUUCUAUCAGAAUUUGAUUUGAUAGCCAUAUGGGAUGUAGUCUCUUUGAAUAAGUUUAUAAAAUAUACUUAGAUAAGUACACAUUUUAAUUGUAAUCUGUGAAAUUAUUUCACUUGAUAUGUUGGACCCUCAAAAUUAUUGUUAAAAAAUUCCAUACUUAGUGUUUAAUUAGAUUGAAAACCUUCAGGUUUAGAAUUUAAUGGUCCUGGAACUUCUGUGUUUUAUAUACAUGUAUAUUAUAUAAAUAUAUAUAUAAUAUGUUCAUAUAGAGGGACCAAUAUGGCUUAUAUAUUUUACUGUAAAAUUUGAUGUUUGAAUUUUAGAUAUUAAGAAACAUUUUUUGGGGCAAAAUCUUGGAACUUACAACUUGAAAGUAUUGUUUUCUGUUCUGUAUGUUUCACAGUAAAUCCUGUGAUUGCUUUAAAUUUUAAUUAUUUAUUAAGUUAAAUAAAAUGUUUUGAAAAGCAUUAUAGAGCUUAAAAUAUGAAGUAAAAAACAACGUUGUUUUGAAAAGCAUUAUAUAGAGCUUGAAAUAUUAAGUAAAAACAUUGUUUCGAAAAGUAUUAUAGAUCUCAAAUUAGUUUAGUUAUAUUUUGAAUGAAUUCACACAAUUAGAGAUACUGUACUAGGAAAAAAUAACUUGAUAUUAAGAUUGUUCAAAAUUUAUCUCAGUUUUGAUUUUCUCUUAAAUCUACUGAGUAUUAAAGAUUAUGAACUUUUUUGGAGAAAAUUUGCUUUUAUGUAUAGCCACAUGAUACAGAUGGAUAUGACAUGAACUUUAGCUCCGCCGACAAUUUAUGGUGUUCAGCAUUCACUGUUAUUUCUUGUGGGGCCUGCAAAGUUUUGAAUAACUAUUAUAUCCUAAUUCUUAGUAGUGCUAUAUCAUAUACAGUCUGUGUUAUCAAUAGAGAAGGAGAUUUCUGAUUGAACGUCUACUUUUGAGUACAGCACGUAGGAGUUAUCCCUCCUGUGAUGAAUAUUUUCAUCGUUAUUUUGAAAUAAAAUAUAAUCACUUUUUUGAAAAAUUGCAUGUUUUUCAAAAAAGUCUAAAUAACUAGAAAAUUACAGUAAUUUUUCUUCAAAGCAAUUGGUGGUAAAAAGAUCAUUUAAUGUCAGUUUUCAUGAUAUUCGUUAAUUAUGUCCUGGUCGUGUUGUAUCCCCUUCAAUAAAUAAAAAUUAACCAAUGUGCAACCACCUGCACAUUCACCCAUGCAUUCAUUACUGAAUAGAUAUUUUAAUAAUAUACUGGUUCUGCCUUCUUUAUCGGGUUUGUACCAGUUAUACCGGUACAAAUCUGCUGUACUCAUAAUGGAAUGCGGUAUACCCGCAAAACCAAACUGGUACGCAUGAAACAUACUUCUUGAAUCCAAGAUUCGGAACUGCAAUUCCUAUUUCUUAAUGCAAACAUACUUUUUGAAACCGAGAUGUGGAAUCUUCAUUUGCGAUGAAAAAAUAGAAAAAAUAAACAGAUUUUAUGUUUGAAGUGUAAGACAGUCGUCAUCUUCGGAACUCACUCAAGAUUCAAUAAUGUUCCAUUAAUAUGGUACUGUGCUUAAUUAUUUGGUACAAUUAGUACGAACCAAUUAAUUAAAGAAAGGCAGGACAGGUAACUGACAGGGAAUGAAAGAAAAAAUAAAAGGAAAUAAAUGACAUGGAGAAACUGAUUUUAAUGAUGAUACAGAUAUGUUAUUAUGAAUAGAGAAUUCAAAUGUUAAACAUUAAUUUGUGAUAUUUGUAAUUAUUUCUUGGGUGGUCGGGUUGCACUGUGGUAAAACACUUUGCAUUCACCUAGGUGUUCAGGGUUCAAAUCUUCGAUCAGACGUGAAAAGGUAUAGCUGUCGCCUUCCCGACCAUGUGGGUUUUCUCUGGGUACUCCGCUUUCCUCCCACAUUAAGACCCCUCAUGUGCUUCAUUCUGGAUCAAUAAGGGUGAUUAACAUAAGUUGGUAUAACUUGUUUUCUAAAAAUAAAAUAUAUGAAGUUUCAUUUACGAUAUUGAUUCCUAUUUUGUUCAAUCUAAUUAAAAUUAGACUUGUUAUUUCUGCUCUUUUACGAUAAUCUAUAAUACACUGCAAUACAGUGGAGCAGAAAUAUUGCAGUGUAUCGUAAAUUAGCGUAGAGGAGAGGAAAUUACAAGUCUAAUCUUAAUUAGAUUGCUAUUUUGAUUGAUUGUUAAAGCAGAAACAAAAAGUAUCUUGCCCCUUAGUUAAUUAAUAUGGUACAUUUUUAGCCAAGUUCAAUUUGUGUGGUUAUUUUUAGACAACAAUCUGAUGAUGGUUGGCUAUUCAAAUCGCCCUGCAUCUGUGGUCCCUCUGUCCCUCCAUAAACAAUUCUUGUUCUUGCAAUUUUUCUGGAAGUACUGAUGGGAUCUUACUCAAAUUUCCUAUGUAGGUUUCCCUUGGUCCCUAGUUAUGCAUAUUGCAUGAACAACAAGAAGCCAUCUUGUUUUUUGACAAUUGAAGUUUGUUACAACUGGAUCCCAAAUUUAAGUACUAAAUGGUCUUUAUGGGUCUUUCACAAAUUUGAAUGUAGAGGUUGCGCUUGGUCUCCAGUAGAGUUUGGAAGCCUGAUUGAAAGAACUAAAUGGGUGACAAAGAGUGUGGCCAUCUUGGAAUUUGACAAUUGCAUGUUGCUCCUGCUGUAUAUAGAGUUAGCUAUGAUAUGUUUUGAAGGGAAAAGAAGAGAAAAGAUUGGUCUUUCAUUUGACUGAUAUGGAUCAUUCAAUGGUGGGCGCCAAGAUCCCUCUGUGAUCUCUUGUUGUAUUAAGAGGAUUGAGAUAUUAGUAAAUUCCACUUUUGAUAUCUAAAGCUUUCUGUAGAUAUUACUUGAAAAAGAAGUCUGCUGACUUACAAUAUAUUCAAUAUGAUGUGUUUAUAGUCUAUAGAUAAUAUUUUGCUUAAAUUCCACCAUUCUGUAAAUAAAUUUCAGGUUAUGUGCAUAUAAUAAUACCAAGGGGAAUAUUCCGCACAAAUCAAGAUAAGAUGCUUUUAAUUUCUAUAAAAAAUUGUACAAGCCUUUAAAUUAUCUACUUAUAUGUUCUUAUUGAAAUUGAACACCUAAAAAAACAAAUAUUUAUUUUGUGGAAAUUCUUUAUAGAUCUAGCUACAUGUAGAUGGAUUUACAAAAUCAUUCAUAUCGCCCUGAAUUCGUCAAUAAACAGGUUUGUGUUGUAUAAGCCAGACAGUAUGAAAUUUUAAAAUUGAUAGGAAAAAAGCCUAACGAAGCAAUGAAGUUGCGAUCCGAGCAUAAAGUUGACAGUGUACAUACUUGUGAAUUAAACCUAACUGCUUCGCAUUAAAUCUACGUCCAGUGAGACCUCAGUCCUGGGUUCUGCAGUGUGCUAUAUUUUGGACAUCUAAUUUCAUAUUUACUGGCCACUGAAAAAAUAUUUUGAUUCUGACAAUAGCUUUAAAAUCAUUAGAAAGAGCUCAGAAAUGUACAGAACAGACAGACAUUUUGCAUCUUGUGCAGACUAUUCCUUUAAAAGAGGGUCGCUCUUUAAAUGACAAUUUUUAAUUGUAUCUUACUGUUAAACGGUGUUAAAGGAUAAUUUUACAUAUUUAGAAGUGAAACCCAAGUUUAUAUGCCAAUUAUGAACUUAUAAUUGUCAAGAUGGGACAUGCAUGCCGUACAUAAAAUUGGCUUUGACUAAUUACAAAAAUAAUUAGCUAAUUUCCUGCAUAAUACAUGAGUUUGCUCCGAGGACCUUAACAAAUGCUUUGUUUUUGUCCAUAGUCAUCAUCAUCAUUCAUCAUCCGCACUUUCUGUCAAAUUUCUAUAAAAUGUCUUGUGGUCAGCCAUCAUCAUUUUUUGUCAUGCAUGUAGAUAUAUUUCUUCUGGAGUUGUUUCCUGAAUGGGGAAAAAAUCCACAUCUUUUGUGUAAUAAAGAUAUAUAUAUGUAUAUAUAUAUAUAUUACAACAUUAUAAAUUUGAAAUACUUAUUGUGGCACUCUCAAAUUUGAGUGCAUCACUGAUUUUAGAUAGUCUUAAAAUAAAUAAUUGAUAAAUAAAUGUAUAAACCAACGUAGAAUCAUAAUUUAGUGAAAAAAGCUUUGAAAAUAUAUAGUAUUACCCACAGGGGCUUGACACAUUCCUAUGGCCCAGAAUGAAAAAUAAUCCAAAGACCCGACCCCCUAGAUCGCUUAUUAUUGACAAUUAAUUAGUGACCUAAGGGGUGGGGCCUUCGGGUUGAUUUUUCAUUCUGGGUCAUAGGAACAUGUCAAGUCCCUGUGUCUUAUUGUGUAACAUGUGGUAACUGAUAAUUGAGGAAGUGGUAGUUUUAUCCAAUAUUUCAUUUGUGAAUGUUUCUUUGGAAUAACUCUGACUCACAUAUUGAAACUUCGCUGGUAUAUUAAAUAGGAUAAUUAUUUUCGCUGACUUGAGACCUACUUUAAUAUCAUUUUGAAGUAUAUCUUGUAAAAUGUAUGAAAAAGAAAAUUAUUGAUAUAAGAACUACCAACUUACAUGGUACAAGUAGAAGUAGAUUGAAUGUUGCUUCGGUCGAUUUCAUCUGGUGAUGAAUUGAGUUGCUCUGUAAAGCAGUUCAUUUUGAAUUUGUCUCGAGAGCAACUAAAUUCAUCACCCCAUGAAAUCGACCAAGCAACAUUCAAUCCUUAUAUUUCAGUUAACAUGCAUUUUAACAUCUUAACAAAUUGAUGGAGUACAAGUCUUCAGUAUCUAGAACUUGUGCAAGUCUAAUAGUUGAAUUUUUUUCAAACACGCAGAUUGAUGUUAAUCUGGUUAGAUUUAUGGACAAAUGAAACAUUAAAUUUGAAAGUUUCAUCGAGUCCAACUUGAAUAGCAAUUUAAAUAUAAUAUCACUGUAAGGAAUACCGAAGUCUUAAUUAUAAAGAGACCAUAACUUCCUCAUUCCCUGUAAAACAGAUUACUGACUAUACCUUUGUUAAAGAGACCAUUUUCAUGCUUACCUUUGGAAGGUGUCACUGGUAUAUCUUCCCUCAUUUUGAAUUUGAGAUGUUCGUCUUAAUGAUUUCUUCUCUAAAGCUUUAAGAAUUGUUUUGCUAUUGUAAUACAGCAGGUUAAGUUUGAAGGUAGUCUGAGUUUCCUCAAGGCCUGACACCAUGUCUGGUGUAGAUAUGGUGUCAGGGCCGGAGGAAACUCGGACUAGGCAGCUGAAGGGUUAUGAUUAUUUAUCAGCAAUUUGAUUUUUGUCCGUUUUAUUGACCACAACGCAAAUACAAAAUUUAAUCUUUGAUAUACAAUAGUUAUAUCCCUUCAUUCAGACUACCAGGUAAAGUAUGGCUGAUAUUCGUUAUAUAAGUAUCCUCUAUACAAAUUUGGAUGUUGUCAAACUUGUAUUCAAAGGCCACCUGCAUAAACUUCAAGUGGUCUCUUAUGGCAGGUGGUCUCUUAAUACAAGUUAAAUUGACAUGGAAAUAGCUGUGAUGUAGAGUUCUGAAAACGGUGGCUACAUAUAGGUGGCCUCAUUAUAGAGGUGGUCUCACAGACAGGUUUCAUUGUAUUUGUGUUUUGUUUUACUGAUACAAAAUUUGAGCAAAUACAUAAACAUGUGUUAUCAAAAGAUUUUGAGUAUUUGUUUUGUUUUGUCUGUGAAUAAAGGUGCUUAUUUUUUCUUA